Molecule: messenger RNA, 1936 nt
Organism: Paramecium sonneborni
Lineage: Eukaryota; Ciliophora; Oligohymenophorea; Peniculida; Parameciidae
Source: the annotation of a GenBank genome assembly
AAUGAAGAAACAUUUUAACUAUGAAAUCUCAUUUCAAUAGCUAAAUGGUACAAUGCCACCUACCAAUACUCCAUGUGAUAAAUAACCAAUCAUUCAUUUCGAUUCUAAUGUACAUGUCUUUUGGCCUAGCGAUUAAAAAUUUUAUACUUCAUUAGAAUUGAAAAAUUUCGUUAAAUAAGACUUCUUCAAUCAUCCUUUAGUACAGCAUUUAAAACCACUGGUACAUCGGAAACCAAUUCAAAAACUAUUUUUUAAUAGACAGUAUGAAGAUCCAUUAGUAGUAAUACAUUUAUUUUUAUACACUCUAGAUGGAAAAGAAAAGAGAAAUACUCAAAAAUCUUUCAUGGUUUACUACUCUUAAAAAUAAUUCUAAUGAAUUUGCUAAAACAUUAAAAUUUAGAAUUAAUCAAUUGUCUCAAUAAAAUUAUUCCUAAAUCAGCAAAAUCAUUUUAGAACUACUUACAUAAAAAUAGUAUAAUUUUAAUUUUACAUAUUUAGGAAAGAACAAAUUAUUACAUUCAUUGAAGAAUUAAUUAAUAUUGCUGCAAAUUAAAAUAAAUUUCGUCACUUAUAUAGUUAAUUAAUGAAAGAAAUUAUUAAACAUACUAAUUCUUAUUAAUUUUUAGAUUCUUAUUUAAAUACAUUUAUAUUUAAAUAAGAAAAUUAUGAAGAGUUUUAAAAUUCUUAUAACAAAGAUGAUGAAAUUAUAAUACUGACUAAAAGGAAAUAAAAUUUUAUAGGAAGUAUAUAUCUCUAUAAUUUAGAAUAUAAAUUUAUUGUUCAUCUUUACAAAGAUAGGGUUAUCAAAAUAAAUUCCAUAAAUAAUUCCAUAAUCUAAUUACAAAAUAGACUAAUAUUUCUUUUAGAGAAUAAACAUUUAUAAGCAUUCUUUACAGAUGAAAUUGUUGAGUCUCUGCUUGAUAUUAUUUCAGCAAGUAUCCAUAAUUAAAAUUAUAGUGAAGAAUGAUCUAUUUAUUAAACAAUAUAAAGAGGAAAUUUAAUUAGAAUAGGAGUUUAUUUCAUUUUUAAAAUCAAAAGAAUUAGCUUAAUGGAAUAAAGAUUAAUUUUGUUUUUCCCCAAAAGGAAUUAGAAUUCUGUAAUUUUUUUACUAUUAUUAUAGAUUAUGUUGGAUUGAAAAACAUGUUUCAUCAUAAAGGCUGAAAUUAUUGAUAACGAAUUUAUUGGAAAAAUUUGAUAAUAAUUGGAAAAACAAAAAAUAAAAUUCUAAAAAGAAAAUUGAUGUCACUGAAUCGAGUGAUUCAGAUAUUGAAGAAUUACCUUUAAAAUAAAAACCAUCCAUCAAAUUAAAUGUUUAAAAUUUAGAUUUAAUAAAUGAAGAAGAAAAUGAUUUUUCUGUUUAGAAAUAACCUACAAUAAAAUAGAUUCACUCUAAUUUAGAAAGAAUUUUUUAAAUAAAAUAAAAUGAAGAUUAUUAUUCAGAAAUUUAAAAAUUAUACAUUUCAAUUAAAUAAUCAGAAUUAAUAGUCUCUUUUUGGAAUUGCUAUUUAAAAUUAAUAACUAGAAUAACUUAAGAUAAUACUUAAAAAAUAGAAUAUGCUCACAAAAUAUACUUAAAAACAAGUGAAGAAUUUAUUAAAGAGUUAAUCUUAGAGCAAAUUCAAAUUAGAUUAUCUGAAGUGAUUUAUGAUAUAAUUGAUUCCAAAUUCGGAGUGAAUUUCAUUGUUAAAAUGCUUAAGCCUUUUGUUGAAUAAGAUAUUAAAUAAAUUUAAUUGUUAUUACAAAUAGAAAUAAAUGAAGAAACUUAAGGCUUUUUGAUUUCAAUAAUACCAAAAUUAGUAUCAGCUUAAAAUGUAUUUAAUCAAUAAUCAUAUAGAUUUAAAUUGUGGAAAAUAUUGAAUUCUUAUAGAAUUUUCUCAUUACUAAUUUAUAGCUUAGUAAUGAUCAAUACAGUAAAGUUAUGGACAAUAUUAAAUGA